Messenger RNA from Parastagonospora nodorum SN15, 723 nucleotides. RefSeq lists its product as hypothetical. Gene Ontology annotation, molecular function: structural constituent of ribosome; mRNA 5'-UTR binding; small ribosomal subunit rRNA binding. Bases 33 to 488 code for a protein of 151 amino acids. NCBI's taxonomy places the organism in Eukaryota, Fungi, Ascomycota, Dothideomycetes, Pleosporales, Phaeosphaeriaceae. The transcript has 4 exons. The record is from RefSeq and is a predicted model, not a curated record. Gene Ontology annotation, cellular component: ribosome; cytosolic small ribosomal subunit. Gene Ontology annotation, biological process: ribosomal small subunit assembly; maturation of SSU-rRNA from tricistronic rRNA transcript (SSU-rRNA, 5.8S rRNA, LSU-rRNA); translation.
AUUCGCAAGUCAAGCACUAAUUCACAGUCAACAUGCCUCCCAAGAAGAAGGUCGAGCGCGGUGCGCAGGAGAACAUCCAGCUUGGACCCCAGGUCCGCGAGGGCGAGCUCGUCUUCGGCGUUGCCCGCAUUUUCGCUUCCUUCAACGACACCUUCGUCCACAUCACCGAUCUGUCCGGCCGCGAAACCAUCUCCCGUGUCACCGGUGGCAUGAAGGUCAAGGCUGACCGUGACGAGUCCUCCCCCUACGCUGCCAUGUUGGCGGCCCAGGACGUCGCUGCCCGCUGCAAGGAACUCGGCAUCUCUGCCCUCCACGUCAAGAUCAGGGCCACUGGUGGAAACGGCACCAAGACCCCCGGCCCCGGUGCCCAGUCUGCUCUCCGCGCGCUUGCCCGUGCCGGUAUGCGCAUUGGACGUAUCGAGGAUGUCACCCCCACCCCGUCCGACUCCACCAGGAGGAAGGGUGGUCGCCGUGGUCGUCGUCUCUGAGCAUGUGCGGGAUAUCGCUCGCUCGGUGGUGGGAUAUGGCAUGGCGUGGUGUGCACGAUUUAUGGUUUUAUGACCUCAAUCACAAAGUCGCGGGGAAUGGCAAAUAGCCUGGUCUCCAUGUUGAACUUGGCCUCUCUCGCGAGAUAGUCAAGGUAAAGCAACAGAAUCCUUUUUUAGUUCGAAAAGGCUUCUCGACAAUGCAGUGCUCCACUUGUGCUUGAUUACACAUUACGAU